AUGAACUUAAAUUAAAUAAAUAUUUAUCUAUUUAAUUCAUUUGAUAUCAACUAUUUUAAGAUAAUUCAAUUUAUUUUAAUAGUUCAGAAUACACCAGAAGAUUUCAUAAAGGUUACAAAACCACUUAAAACUGAUGGAGCUAUUCCAGGACUAGUUAUAUCCUAUCCAGUGAUAUAUAAGCCCUUGACACUAGUUUUAGAAUUUAAGAAAGUUGAUGGGUCAUUAGCUCUUUCCUUACCAUAUUACAUUCCAUAACUAGAAUAACGAUUAUAGUAUGUCUUGUUAGUCAAAGGCGUUCCAAGAUUUAUGAAAUCAACUUUACCCUUUAACUAAGGAUAAUUAGUAAAAAGCAAGUUAAGGUAGUGCCACAUAUUUCCUCUGGGUAAAUUUAGCUCUUUAGCAUUUCCUUUAAUUCCGACAAAUAGAUAGAAAUGUCCCAUUCCUAAAAUUAUAGUAUAAAAAUAGUAAGAAAUUAUGAAUCAUAAUAAAUCAAUAAAAAUUUACCAUCUUCGUAACGCUCUGGUAUGUUAUUUUUUUAUGGAAUAAGUUAAUUUGUAUAUUUUAUUCCAAUACUAGAGAUUACUAAAGGAGAGUCAAUUGUAGUGUCAUCAUUAACAACAACACCUUUCACUUAACCACCUUCAGUAAUAAUUUUAGUAACUCUAGCUCUACAUAAAACUUAACCACCAUUUGCUAAAAUAGUUCCCAUCAUACUUGAAACUAUCUCCAUAGUACCACCUUAAGGAUAAAUAGAUCCAUUUAAAUAAUGAUUUAGCAAUGACAUCUAAUCAGAAAAAUCAACAUUUUCAUAAUGCUGUGAGUCUUUUGUUGUUGAUUAUUCCUGUUUUCUCCAUAAUAUCUUUAGUAGAUUUUUUAUAGACAUCUGAAUAAAGUAUUGAUAAGCCAAAUAGACAAAUCUUUUAUAAGAAUGUCGGAACAACUAAAUACAUUAAAGCUUUAUAAGAGCCACAUGCAGCUGCACGUCUUGAUAUAUCAAAAUAUUUUUAGAUAGAUUCUUUCAUGUCAGGGAAUUCGUUUUUUAAAUUCUCAAUAAAGGUUCUUUUAGGGGCUAUAAACUUAAAUGGUUUCUCAUCAUUAAAUUUGAUUGUAUCAAAUUCUUAACAGAUGUUCCAUUUAAUAUCUUUACUCAUUGUCAUUUUCCAUAUUUUCAUAUAGUCAUCUCUAUUACCUUUAUAAUUAUUAUCAAAAAUAUUAUUCAUUAAUUCAUUAAUAUUAAAUAAAAUAUCAUUACCUAUGUAAUGGAAUCCUGUGUCAAAAGCAUAACCUUAUUCAGUAUAUGAGUGA
Molecule: messenger RNA, 1305 nt
Organism: Tetrahymena thermophila SB210
Lineage: Eukaryota; Ciliophora; Oligohymenophorea; Hymenostomatida; Tetrahymenidae
Product: transmembrane protein, putative
Exons: 3
Source: RefSeq, a predicted model, not a curated record